Messenger RNA from Rangifer tarandus platyrhynchus (Svalbard reindeer), 858 nucleotides. The record is from the annotation of a GenBank genome assembly. Lineage: Eukaryota; Metazoa; Chordata; Mammalia; Artiodactyla; Cervidae.
AUGGAGAUUCCUGCUGGGGCCCAGCACGCCUUCCCCAAGAGCCUCCUGCUCUCAGCCUCCAUCCUGGCCCUCUGGGUCCCCCAAGGCUCCUGGGCAGCCCUCCACAUCCAGAAGAUUCCGGAGCAGCCUCAAAUGAACCAGGACCUUCUCCUGUCUGUCCAGGGCAUCCCAGACACCUUCCAGGACUUCAGCUGGUACCUGGGGGAGGAGGCCCAUGGAGGCACAAUGCUAUUCACCUACAUCCCCAAGCUACUACGACCCCAGAGGGAUGGCAGUGCCAUGAAUCAGCGAGACAUCGUUGGCUUCUCCAACGGCUCCAUGCUGCUGCGUCGCGCCCAGCCCAGCGACAGCGGCACCUAUCAGGUAGCUGUCACCAUCAACCCUUCCUGGACCAUGCGGGCCAAGACUGAGGUCCAGGUGGUCGAAAAGCCUAAGGAGCUGCCCGUUACCAACCUGCCUGUGAGUGCUGGGAUUGUGGCUGCUAUUGUCAUUGGAUCUCUUGCCACUGGGUGUAUCUUCGUCGGCAGCAUUGCCUAUCUCCUGGUGACAAGAGGCUGGAGGGCUCAGAACCACAGGAUAACAACGGCAGAGAAACCAGAGCUGGGCCCCAGUCAUCAUGCCGGUGACGACAUCUAUGAAGCAAUGCCAUCGCCAGUCCUCCUGGUGUCCCCUCUCGGUGACAUGGGGCCCAUGAACACCGCCUCGCCGCCAGACCUGCCUCUGCCCCCGCCUCCACCGCCCCCACUGCCGAAGCCUGAGCCUGAGCCUGAGCCUGAGCCUGAGCCUGAGCACCACCCCUACCAGGAUCUGCUGAACCCCGACCCUGCCCCGUACUGCCAGCUGGUGCCCGCGCCCUGA